CUAUACAGCCAGUCGGUAAGCGCGCGGCUCGCUCGACGCACGCGUUUCCACGUCCCAACGAACUGUCAAUGUCAAACUCGAAAAAUACGUUCCAAUUUUAAAAAAGUGACAUUAAAAUAGGUGUUUACAAACAAUCAGUGCUCUAAGUGUCGUGUUGUUUUUUUUUUAUCGGGAUUUGAACAACGGCAAAGGUAAACACGACAAUUAUGUCCUUAAUUUAUUCCUUCGAAAAUAGCGUUUCUUGAAUGUCACCGAUUUUCACAAAGGAGGCGUAGCGAACGAUGGUCAGCGGGAUAAACGAAAAAUAAUAUUUUCAAACGACAAUAUGAAAUGAAUAAUGGAGUCACCGGUCAGGAUAUGUUUCGGUGCGGCAUUAGUAGUAAAUUUACUACUGAUUAGCAUGACAGUGAGUAGUGCUUUGUCACAAUCGACACAAAGCACGGCCAAUGACGAAAAGCUCUCCAGAUACAACGGAUUAAAUCAAACGUCGUGGAUUCGUAGCUCUGAUGCAUCGAAUGAACUGAACCCUAAGGACAACUCCGAAGAGCAUACAGACAAAAACGCUAAAUACAAAGACAGGGGAAGGAUCAAAUUUCAUUCUCUUUUCAAAUCGACUACAGCAAGUCCGUUGCGCAAAGCAAGUUCUACAGAGUCAGGCGAUUUUGUAAUAGUGACGCCAGCAACGGAAAUAAAAAAAACAUCAAGAUAUACAGAAGUUGCUAAAAGUGCUAAAAAAGACAAUUCUCCUGUUAGUAGUACGACACCGGUUGCUGUAAAAAAUGGAGAAGAGAGCAUUGAAGAAUAUGAUGACGAAGACGAGGAAGAAGAAAGGGAAACGCUGCAAAAGUUUUCUUCGAACAAAUUCCAUGAAAGCUUUUUUAAAAUACCGAGCUUCGGCGACGACAACAACGAGAGUUCCAACAAUAAAGUAAGAGAAGAUUUCAGCAGUCCCUCCUAUGGAUUUUCUAGUUUCUUCCCAAAAGAAACUUCAUUCGGCUAUGGGCACAAUGAUAACAAAAAUAAUUUCAAAUCGGAAAGUUUCUUUGAUUUCGACAGUGAUCUGACUACGCCGAAGAACGAUUUCUUUGAUAAAAAAUACCAAGAGAUCUCAGGUAGUAUUAUAAAAAAAUUAGAAACUAUUAAAGCUAAAUCUCCACCGCCUAACAUCACUAAUGUACACAAGAUCGUCAAAGAGAAUGUUGGCCUAGAGAGGUUAGGGAAUAACACACCGACUAACAAAUCUACUGUUUUCAUAAAAAAUACCAAAGAGAUACGUGUUUUAGACAACGAAGGAGCUGGUAGUGCUAACGAACAAUUAUCAGAUGUACACGGCACCAGUAUUUAUUAUGAAAUGUCUGUACUGUCAACAGAAACCUACGCGAUCAAUCAUUCUAAUGAUGAUGAUUGUGAUAAUGAUACGUUACCAGCAGAACCCACCAUGAGCACAUCAUCUGAAGAAGAAUUGGCAUCAAUAAAAACAACUACGCCGACACCGAUUCAAGUUUCUACUAGACCACCGUUUCCAGAUCCAACAGUUGAAAACGUCUCAACGCUUUCAUCAAAUUACGUGCCCAUUUCGACUGCUUUGCCAAUAUUUAACUCAAUAAUUCCGGUUUCGACGCAAAACUACAUAUCUUCAACAGAGAGAGUAACCAGAGUAUUCUCAAGCAGUUUUAGUAGGAACAGAAAUUACUCAAAGAGGCUUAAUCUGAACGGUGUUAAUGAUUCACCAAAUAGUGUGACAUUGAAGACCGGCACAUCAACUCAUAAACCUCUAACUAGGAAGUUCCACUACACUACACAACGAGUCAGGCCAGUUUGGAUGGCACCAAAAAGAAAUGUUACCAAGCCAGCUUAUCAGCGUCUGACGACUCCGACAACGAUUUACUCGGAGCAUUUCAACAUCAAAGACAAAUAUACAACUACACCCAGACCGCGGCCGUCUAAUAAAGUAACACUUACUACAGUCACGUCUGAAAUAGACCCUGUGCUUCAAAGUGAUGUAGGGGGCUUCAAAAAAGUGGUACACUCUCAUUCAAUAUCCGAUAAUACGAUUCCAUCAUUAUGGAAAAGGGGAUCCACAAAGUAUAGAACAUCAACUGCCACUUCAGACGAAGUUUCUAAUGUGAGUGAAAUGGAAAUACCACCUACUUCUAUAGUGUGGGCUCUGGCUAGCUUACGAAGCCCCUCCAGAAACUCAACAGGGUACAAAACUGACGACGAAAAUGAGUUACAAAAAGUAGGAGAAUUAUUAGAAAAGAAUGAAACAAAAACAUCGACGACCACGAUUGCAACAACCAUGGAAAUCAGCGAAGAUAUUACUAAUAAAACAAUAACAGAAGUUGAACAAAAUAAACUUCCUUGGCAGUCUGUGCAAGCUUCGACACCACCCAUCAACGACAUGCAAAACGAAACCAUUAUAGAAAAUAAAACAGAAAGGGUCACAGCUGAAAGCAAUAUUUCAGUUCAGAGCAGCCCCGAACCAAGUACCACGGAGACGGACACCACUAAGUCAACCACUAAAGCAUUCAAACCGGCUUGGGUUUCAGCUACAACAGAAACGGAACAAAAUAUGACGGAAAAAGAUAAUCUUGUCAUUAAAAGAGGUUUUGAAUCGAUUACGAAAUUACCUUCAGGGAUAACUACACCACAAGACGAAACGGAAGAUUUGAACCAAAUUACGACAAAAACGCCAAAAACAAGAGAUGAUUUUGAAAUAACAACAAUCAGAUUUUCGUACGUACCGACACAGACGACGGAGACGCCUGACGAUUCGGAGUAUGAGUUAACAACCUUCAAUUGGCGGCCAGUAUUUCCUACUAGAACCCAAGCGACAACUAUAAAAGAUGAGCCAAUAACCACGUAUCGUCCUAAGUUUAUAACAACAACUGAGCUUCUAGAGGAAUCUACUACUGUAGAAGAUACAACACCUCCCGUAAUAGAAUUAUCUUCUCAUAUUAUUGAGAACGCAACAGAAGAUAUUGUCCAAACUACUGAUAUAAAUGAACCUACUAUUGUAUCAACUAAAGCUAUUGAAAUUAAUAAAGCUACCACUAUACCUAAUAAAAUUACUGAAAAUAUUAAAACUACUACUAUUUCUGCAACAACUGAAAUUAAUGAGCCUACUACAAUUAAAACUACAACUACUGAAAUUAAUAAACCUUAUAGUAUGAAAACUAAAAUUACUGAAUUUAUUGAACCUACUGUUGUAUCAACCACAACUACUGAAAUUAAUGAACCUUAUACUACCCCAACUACUCAAGUUCCUACAACCAAACAAAUCACUACCGAAACCAGUACCACUACUACCACUGAAGCAGCCACUGAAGAUGUAAGUGAAACACUCCCAAUCACAGUUACAAAAACAAUCACAACGUCAACAACCACUUCACCUACAACAACUAUGACGACAACACCUCUAGAAGACACCACAACGAUUAUUAUAGAAGUGGUAACUGAAAUAAAUACAGAAAAAGAACGUACCAUAACUGCUCCAAUGCCAACUGAAACACCAAAACCAACUGCCGAAUACACUUCAGAAAAUAUAGAUGAUAAUGAAGUGAUAGAUCAAACUACCGCUCCGAGCAUGCCGUCUGUUGCACCGACUAUAGUUGUAUCCACAUCAAAAGUACCAAUUUGGACUACUACAACUGCAGCAAUAGAAUAUACUACUGAAGCCGUGGAGACUUCACAAGAGAACGGUAAAAUAGUAUCCAGCACUGAUAGCGAAAUGGAAACGACAAGGGCCGUGAGCGAUUUAGAGGAUCUGACCAGUUACGCCGGUGAAAUGACCACGGAAGCUUCCUCGAGGGUUCUGAAUUCGGAGGACAGUGGAACAGGAGUAGCUGUCGCUAUAGCCGUCAGCACCAUCGGGGUCAUCGCUUUGGUUCUGCUCAUUGCAUUGUUGCUUGUGGUUCGCCGUCGGGGCAGGAGAGGUAUAUACGCUCAGAGAUGUACUCCUGUCUCGUUGGACGCAUACAGUUUGGACAGUGUCAGUGUCGGGCACAGGAAGGGAAACCAGCGGCUGAGGGCCAGUAAGCGCAGUUACGGUAACCCUGCUUAUGAUGAUGAGGUCACUUCUCAUCCAAUGCAGUACUCGGCGUUAGCUUCUUUCGCAAUGGACAUAGAAUCUAUAACGGCCGAAUUCGUCGAGAUACCAUCGGUAUCCGUGAGACCUGAGGAGGUGCCUCCAGGUUGCGAGGACAAGAACAGGUACUCCAACGUGCUGCCGCUGCCGGAGACCAGAGUCCCGCUGUGCAGGAUUGGAAACGACCCCACCACUGAAUACAUCAACGCUAAUUAUAUUACGGGUCCAGGUAAUAUAAAGAACUACUACAUCGCGUGCCAGGCUCCCCUCGCCAACACCGUUGGAGACUUCUGGAGAAUGAUUUGGGAACAGAACUCAAGACUUGUAGUCAUGCUCACUGAAUAUAUGGAGAAUGGAGUGGAAAAGUGUUACGAGUAUCUUCCACCAUCAGAGGUGUCCGAUAACAAGAGGUCCUUCGGGGAUUUCAAGAUAAUCCUGAAGAAACGCGAGCAAAAAGACAAAUACGCCAUCUCCAGCGUUCAACUGAUCAACAUGUCGACCAGAACGUGGCGGGAAAUAAUCCACCUGUGGUACUUCUGGCCGGCGAAAGGAGUUCCAGACGACUACGAUUCAAUAUUAGACUUCCUGUCCGAAAUGAGGAAUUAUAUGAAGAUCUCGCAAACGGCGAAGGAAUAUGACGAGGAAGGCGUGGAAGUCAUCUACGAAGACCAGAACCGUUCAUCGUUCAGCAACCUAACCAAGUUGCGGAGCGAUGACAACGGCUCCGGAAACGGAGUGAACGUGUACUCACCGGCCAAGGCCGAGGAGAUGAUGAGGAGGCACACCAACGGAACCUUGGGCCGAAUGAAAGCGGCUUCCGAAGUCGAAGGCGUCCGUCCGUGCGUGGUGACGUGCGCGUCGGGCGCGGGUCGCUCGGCGGUGCUGGUCGCGCUGGACGUGUGCGCGCGCGCGCUGGCGGCGGGCCGCGCCGACGUGCCGCGCGCCGUGCGACACCUGCGCGCCCAGCGACCGCACUCGCUCUCCAACAGACACCACUAUAUCCUGCUCUAUAAGGUGCUUAGCGAAUAUGGGAACAAGUUGACGGGCGGCGGAAUCGACACUAUCUGAAGUAAACAGAAUUCAUAUAACUAAAGUAUAAUUAAAUGUAUACAAUUAGAAGUUUUUACGACACGAGGUGCUUUGAGUAUAUGACUCCGGUGCAGUUUUGGUUAAAGCUAUUCCGACAUUUUCAUCUUGUAUAUUGAUACAAUGAAAAUUAAUUUUACGAUUUAUUCUCGCAUUUUGUUAUUGUCUUUACUAUACUGUAUGAAUAGCAAAUACAUUUUAACGUUAAUUUUAGAUCUCGUAAAAGGAUAAUUAAUUAACUUAAGGGAUUUUUAUAAGAGGAUUGUGACGAAAAAAAUGUUUUUAUUGCGCAGAUGGGUGAGUUAGUUUCGACUUAUCCUACAAUAAUAAAAACUAUUGAAUAAGACCGAAGGCUAGAUUUUAAGUUUUUUUCAGAAGAUAUUGAUAAUUCGAAAUAUGUUUUUUUUAGUUGUUUCACUAAUGCUAGUGAACUGUUUGACAUUAGAAACGUCAGCAUUAAUAUUUUUCAAUAUUUUAUUCGGUAGUCAUAUUUUCGACAUUCCUCGAAUAUAAUCUAAUAAAAAAAUUAACUCAUUUGAAUGUGUGACUUUUAGGUAGGUUUUGAACCAACUUCAUUUAAAACAAAAGGUUCCCAGUUCAGGGUGUUAAACCUUUUCGUUUACCAAAGGAUUUCAUGAGAUUCCUAUCCAAGGCAAUUUGCGGUAGGCAGCGGCUUAGCUCUGCCCCUGGCAUUGCUGAAGUCCAUGGGCGACGGUAACCACUCACCAUCAGGUGGGCCGUAUGCUCGUCUGCAUACAAGGGCAAUAAAAAAAAAGGCAAAGUGGAAGUAAUCUAAAUUGGCACCAUAGUCUGAACACAGAGAUAGAUAGACACAUUAUAAGUAAAAAAAGAUUAUAGUUUUGUAAAUAUAAUUUACUUUAUUUAUUAAUUAUUAUUACCUUUGAACAAUUCUAUAAAUGUUAAUUGCUAUUUGUAUAAUGUUUAAUUUUAUUAAAAAAAAACAUAAGAAAGGGCUCCUAUUUACAUUUUUAAUUUAAUUUUACGCAUAAAAUUACCUGUGAUUUCUUUCUAUUAAGGAUAAUCUAUUUUUAUUAAUUUGUAAUAUGAAAUUAAGUUAAUUGAUGAAGUCGAUGUGUGGGUUUCGAAGCUUUGGUCUACAUUAGUCGCUAGGUUAAAGAAUGCUGGAUAUAAAAUUGCAACAGCCAUGACUAUAAAAAUAAGUUUCUUAAACACCAUAAACCAUUUGGCACAGAAAUUUAAUUCUGAUGUUGCUUCUGGGCAAUUACAAUUUUAAAUGUUCAAUGUUCAUUAAUCUAAUGACCGUGUCAUGUACCUAGCAAAAGUACUAUAUUUAAAAUUAAUGAAUUAAACCCUAAAGAUAAUUAUUACGUUUGAAGACCAAUAUGAUUUUAUACGUAUUUUUAGAUAGCGUGUUAUAGUUUAUGAUAUUUGUAAUGUUUCGUAAAUGUAAAAAAAUACGUUUGACAUUUUGACGUUUUCAAAAUUUACAUAAAUGAUCAUUUUAUUUUUUUAGGCAACUUUUACAUAUAUACUUCUUUUUUUCUUAUCUUUUCUUCUUUCUAAUUGAUAUUUGACAUUUUAAACUGUCAGUGUUCACUUUAAUGUUUUGUUCUAAUAUGGCAAAUAAUGCAUUAAUUUCAUUAACUUCAUACACAGUAAAAUCUUAUAAGCCUUGAAAUUUUAUCAAGAUUAUAAAAUUAUUUUUAAUUAUUCUGUUUCUUUUACUAUGAGGUAGUUUUUGUUAUAUAGUGGAUGUUCUUGAGAGCAGGUUUUUUUCUCAAAGCGUUCUUGUCGAUUUGACUGUUCUUUUUAGAAUUUGUAAAUAAUAAUAGAAUUUGUAGAAAUUGUGACAACAAAUGAAUUAAAAAUGGCAGCUAGUACAUAUUCCAACUGACUAUCAGUACAGAUAGUGUUCAGAUAGAAAUGUUAAUCUAAAUGUAAAUUAUUUCACGAAAAAGACAUAUUUAUUUAUUUCUUCUUCAGUUUUUAAACAGAAUAAUCGUGCUGAUAAUGCUUAUACAAUUUUAAUUUUUGGUAAAUUGACUUUUUUGUCUACAGUACAGCUUAAUAAAGUUAAAGAUCCAAAAAAGGCUCUCUGCCAGCAACGUGUUAUGAGUUUCUUCGGACACAUCAUGGGGUCUGAUGAAUUAGAGAAGCUCAUAAUUUCGGGUCGCAUAGGAGGCAAGCACGCCGUGGGCAGACACCAGCCAUAGUCAGAUCUGAUUAGGGAGCUUUUUAUGAUAAUCUAUACCAUGCGAUCCAUGCCAUCCAUGAUCGAACGCUAUAGAGGAAUGUCACAUGUGGUCGCGAUCCUCAGAAGUAAGGGAACGAUGAAUAAGAUAGACGUUUUUCGAAUCCCGCCAAGGAAAGAUAUUUGUAUGAUAAAUAUAAAUGUCUUUUCCAGGGUUAUGGAUGUCUAUUAAAUAUAUGUAUGUGUAUAAUAAAAAUCUUACAUUUAUUUCCGUUAUCUGGUACCUGUAACACAAGUUUUUUACGAACUUAUCACGGGACCAGUUAACGUGGCGUGAUUGUUAGUAAAUAUUUAUUUAUUUAUUAUUAUUAUUAUUUAUUUUGAGUGAUUGUGCAAACAAGAGAGAACCCUAAGUGCUGCUAUUUUUAGUUCGUUUCUAUAGUGGUAUGAGUUAUAAGUUUUUUUUAAAUAUCAUUAGAUCAAUUUAGGAGUUACCUUUCGAUAUCCAAUCCCAAGCUGCAAAUAUUUUAAGCUUUUAGUUUAACAUUUUUAGAUCUUGUAAAUUACUCAUCGUUCAUAAUAAUUAUUCGUGUAUUAAGAAAUAGAUAAUUCUUGUUAAGGAGUUUUUUUUUUAAAUGUCGUAUGUUGCGUGUGAGAGUCGAUUUCCGCUGGUUCUUGAGGACAUGAUGACGAAAAUAUUAAUUGCAUUAAAUUACUUAUUUAUUCUUAUAAAAUAAAUUACAUUCUAGAUUGCCGGCGACACAAAAUUACGAAAAAUUUGUUUGUGGAAUCGAUUUUUCGAAUGAGUGGAAAUCGAUUUUCGUGGAUUUGUUAUUUUCAUUAUUGUUGAUUUUCAUAUGUUAUUGUAAUAUAUCUUAUAGAUCAUGGCAUUUAAUUUAAGAAAAAAAAAACGUAUGCACUGUUUUAUCCCACACGUAUGUAGACUAAGCUUUAGUUUUUAAUAAUAAUAUAUAAUUUACCAAAAAUGUAUAAUAUAUAUCAUCAUGGAAAUAUCCUACUAUUAAUUAAUACGAUUUGUAUGAAAUAAAUUUAUUACUAUUUA
Molecule: messenger RNA, 8409 nt
Organism: Bombyx mori (domestic silkworm)
Lineage: Eukaryota; Metazoa; Arthropoda; Insecta; Lepidoptera; Bombycidae
Product: mucin-2
Exons: 12
Coding region: 338-5155 (1605 amino acids)
Biological process (GO): peptidyl-tyrosine dephosphorylation; signal transduction
Cellular component (GO): cell junction; plasma membrane; cytosol
Molecular function (GO): protein tyrosine phosphatase activity; protein kinase binding
Source: RefSeq, a predicted model, not a curated record